CGGAACGGUUUGGAAUGAAAGGAAGUGGAAGAAACGCGGAACCAUGGCUGCUGUUUGCGGUGGUCUAGGGAGGAAGAAAUUCACACACCUGGUAACGGCUGCUGUCAGCCUUACACAUCCCGGGACUCACACGGUGCUUUGGAGAAGAGGUUGUUCACAAUAUAAACAGGAAUCCAGCAACGAGGACCUGCCCAUUCCAAUGGAAAAUCCUUAUAAAGAACCUCUUAAGAAAUGUAUCUUGUGUGGAAAGCAUGUAGAUUAUAAGAAUGUACAGCUUUUGUCCCAGUUUGUUUCUCCAUUUACCGGAUGCAUUUAUGGAAGGCACAUUACAGGUCUUUGUGGGAAGAAACAGAAAGAAAUCACAAAAGCAAUUAAGAGAGCUCAAAUAAUGGGGUUUAUGCCAGUUACAUACAAGGAUCCUGCGUACCUCAAGGACCCUAAAGUUUGUAACAUCAGAUAUCGGGAAUAAAUUCUAUCACGUUACUACUAAUAAACUUAUUUUACAGUAAGUGGUUCUAUGAUGCCAAUACUGACUCAAACCAACCUUUGGAUGUAAGAGUGUUUCAGGAGUGAGGUAAAGAAUGACACUUCCCCUUCAUACCAAUGUCCAUUAAGCAGAUUGCUUAUUUAAAAUGUUAACACUAAUCACAUUUUAUAUAUGUUGAAUAAAAGUGGUUCUGUGUGAUUGUCAUUUA
This is a messenger RNA of Symphalangus syndactylus (siamang), 695 nucleotides long. It is a transcript of the gene MRPS18C, whose product is annotated as mitochondrial ribosomal protein S18C. Gene Ontology annotation, biological process: mitochondrial translation. Gene Ontology annotation, cellular component: ribosome; mitochondrial small ribosomal subunit. NCBI's taxonomy places the organism in Eukaryota, Metazoa, Chordata, Mammalia, Primates, Hylobatidae. The record is from RefSeq and is a predicted model, not a curated record. Gene Ontology annotation, molecular function: structural constituent of ribosome; small ribosomal subunit rRNA binding.